Panicum virgatum (switchgrass) is the source of this 789-nucleotide messenger RNA. RefSeq names its product basic proline-rich protein-like. The transcript has a single exon. Lineage: Eukaryota; Viridiplantae; Streptophyta; Magnoliopsida; Poales; Poaceae. The record is from RefSeq and is a predicted model, not a curated record. The annotation marks the transcript as partial.
CCUCAGCACCCGCCGCCGCCGCCGCCGGAGAAGCGGUCCCCACCGCCUCCGGCGCCUUCAGGCAGCAACAGCCCGAAGUCGCCGUUCGAGCAAUCUUUGGUAAAGACGCCUCCGAGUCCGCCGGAGAAGUCGACGGCGGCGUCCCCGCCUCCCCCUGCUUCGCCUCCGCCCUCGCCGCCGCCGACGAGCCAGUCCCCUCCUCCCCCUUCCCCGUCGUCGCCGCCCCCGUCACCUCCUCCAGCGACGCCGCCGCCCCAGUCAUCAACGCCACCGUCGUCGCGCCAAUCGCCUCCGGAAUCGAGCACGGAGCCGCCACCCACAUCCUCAGGGACAGCCGCGACCCCUCCACCUCCCCAAACUGCCCCGUCAGGCUCCGGGUCAAAGACACCGCCGUCGACACCGCACGAGGCGCCGCCGACACCGGCAACGCCGCCAGACACCGACGCCCAGCCGCGUCCGUCCCAGGGGACUCCUUCCUCGGCGACGAAGAUGCUGCCUCCUCCAAUGGCCCUGACGGUGAUCAUGCCAGGCUCCGGCACACCUGCGGGCAUGUGGACGGGCCCGCCUGGCUCCGCUGCGACCGCUCCGCCGCUGGGCCCCCCGGCCGGAAGCUCCGGCGGCAGCAGCUUGAAGACCGAGGAGCUCAUCGGGCUCUCCGUGGGCGGGCUGAUCCUGACACUGGCCUCGUUGUUCAUCUUCCUGUGCUUCAGCAACAGCCGGGGGAGGAAGCAGCGGCACAACGCCGUCGUGCCGGAACGUGAGUGCCCGCCGGCCAGCAUUGAUGAUUGA